CCGCGUGGGAGCUGCGGGGCCUCCCGGCACCCCGCUAACCUUGAGAGCCUCCGUGUCUCGCAUGUCACGCCAGGCAGUGACAACAACAAGCUGUUAUUCCAGAUUAGAGAGGGAGGCAGAGAGAAAGUCAGAGACAAGAGGGUUGGGGGUGGCUGGUUUACCUAUUACAGCCAAAAGUGGGCAGGGGGCUAUUUUUAGCCUGGAGUGAGCCGUAUUUAUUGUUUCGGCCCAGGGGAGAGGAGGGACUGCCUCUGAGGUUCCUCCUGCGGCACCACCAGCGCCCGAGCGAAGCCAUGGCACCCAAGAAAGCCAAGAAGAGGAUCGAAGGUGCUAAUUCCAACGUCUUCUCCAUGUUCGAGCAGGCCCAGAUCCAGGAAUUCAAAGAGGCGUUCACCAUCAUGGACCAAAACCGGGACGGCUUCAUUGACAAGGCGGAUCUGAGAGAUACGUUUGCUGCGCUCGGGCGCCUGAAUGUGAAAAACGAGGAGAUUGACGAGAUGAUAAAGGAGGCGCCCGGCCCCAUCAACUUCACCGUGUUCCUCACCAUGUUUGGGGAGAAACUCAAGGGUGCUGACCCGGAGGAGACGAUCCUGAACGCAUUCAAGGUGUUUGAUCCGGAGGGCAAAGGGCUGAAAUCCGCCUACAUCAAAGAAAUGCUGAUGACGCAGGGUGAGAGGUUUUCCCAGGAAGAGGUUGACCAGAUGUUCGCUGCCUUCCCUCCAGAUGUCUCUGGCAACCUCGAUUACAAAAACCUCGUCCAUGUCAUUACACAUGGUGAGGAGAAGGACUAGACCGUGCACAUGGCCAGCGCUGGGGUUGGCUCUGCGGGAUCACCUCUCUCCAGCUCACACCGGGGGUCCCUUUGCCCCUCUCCCUCGUCCUCUCCAUGGCGAAGAUUUGCUUAUUGUGGAGAAAACAGCACUGAACAGCAUCCACAAUAAGUGUAUUUUGGUGAGAGGAAAUCACUGGUGUGAGCAGUGCUUGGGUUUGCCUGGAUGCAUGGUGUGAUGGUGCGUGGAGAGAGCUGUAAUGAUGCUGUGCCCUCCCAGGACAGCAGGGAACACCCAGCAAGUGGGAUCAUCCAGAACAUCAUCACCCAGAACCCCCCCAUGACAAAACCACGUCGGGUUGUGCAGUGAGGAGAACCAGACCCAGCCUCUGCUCCCCCUCAGCACACACUGCCCGCCCUGCCCCGGUGGUGCCGGAGCCGUGGGCUGCAGGCGAGCAGCUGCUCCCUCCCCCAGCUGUGGGUGAAACCGUGCUGAAAUAUCACCCGCGGAGAUUUGGGAGCCUGCGGAAGGCGUUGGGUUCCUUCCAGAGGGGACGGCAGCCGGAGCUGUGGCAGGACAGACACCGCAUGGGCACAGGCGCAGAGUUUGGGGACAAGACUUUCUUUAUUCCAGCAGCACCAGGCUCUCACGCCUGGAUGUCGUUUCGUCCCUUCUUGCCCGUGCUGCCGGCACUGCCCCGCUCCCUCUCACAGCUCUGGAGAACCAGCUCGCGCAGCCGCGCGUGGUCCAGCGGCGCCUCGACUGCCCGAGAAAAUGGCCGCCCCCCUCACACACCGCCCCACGGCACUUAUAUACCUGUCGGGGCGGGGCAGGCCGGCCGCAAUUGGUCGGGCAGCACAGGUGUCAGCCGGGAUUGGCUGGGCCGCCAGGAGGCCGUUGCGGAUUGGCUGGCGGCACGGCCGUAGCCCCUCCUUCCCCGCCCCGC
Molecule: messenger RNA, 1716 nt
Organism: Cygnus olor (mute swan)
Lineage: Eukaryota; Metazoa; Chordata; Aves; Anseriformes; Anatidae
Gene: MYL2
Product: myosin light chain 2
Exons: 7
Coding region: 294-791 (165 amino acids)
Biological process (GO): cardiac muscle contraction; heart development; muscle cell fate specification
Cellular component (GO): myofibril; cytoplasm
Molecular function (GO): calcium ion binding
Source: RefSeq, a predicted model, not a curated record